GGUGAUCGUUAGAAUAUUAUUUGGCUGGCAGGUGGCGCUGGAGGUCCGCAGAUGUUAGCGGUGCUGCGUGUGGAGCAAGCCGCCUGUUGGUGCUGUUCUUUGGGCAUGAGGCUCAGAGGAAUGGGGCCGUCUUCCUCUCUGACCCGUCGAUGAAAAAAAACCGACCGAGCGGCACAAGGGCCGGGGGAUGCACAACGGCACAGAGGAAACACGGCUUUACAGGCGAAAAAACAGGAAUGCUGAUGCUGCUAAACAUGGGGUGUCGCCUCCUUCACGGAAUAAACCGAGUGUCCGCUGAUGUGUCCGCUCAGUGACUUUGUAAAAGCAAAAGAUUUGGAUCCUACUUUGUUUUUGUUUUUUUUAACCGUUGAUGCACACAUCUGCAACGAUGCGGGCUGUGGACUGGAGACGAGGCAGUGCGAUUGUACUCUGCCUUUUGGGAUACCUUGUCUCCAGAGCUGUCGCUAAAACAUUACCGGAGGACACCGCCACAGAAGAGGUGACUCUGAAGGUUCACCUGAGCGAUGCCAGCACUCACCAGCCCCUCGGAGGAGCCACCAUUCAACUCUUCACCAACCACACUGCUGUAACCACGGAAACCUCAUCAACUGAUGGCAACACCUACCUGCGCUUCCCCUACCGCCUUGGGACACCGUUAGUCGUCACCGCAACCAAACAGGGAUAUGUGCCGAACUCUGUUCCCUGGAGUCCCUCCAGAUUACCUGUAUUUUCCUCCAUCAGCCUGGACCUGCUACCAGAAAGAGCUGCGACUCUGAUGGUGUAUGAAGAUGUUGUGGAGAUUGUGUCAGGCUUACAAGGUUUCAGGCAUCAGCCCAGUGUUCAUUUCCUGCGCAGAGCUCUGAGUCUUCCCUCUAACACAUCUUACGCCAACCUAACUGCUCUGCUCACCGUGGCCAGCUCCCCCUCGCACAUCCAGCACUUUCCCCAUCUGCAGGUGCUCAGCGGCAACGGCACAGGGACCGAGAAGAGGUUUGAGUUGACUCCUGUAGCGGCCAUCUCUGUACACUUAUUGGCCAGCGACGGAUUGGAGCUGCAGGUGAAUGAGCCAAUCACGGUCUCCGUCCCCCUGCCGGCUGACAGUGGCCUGAAGGAAAAUGAUCACAUCCCUGCUUGGAGAUUUGACCCGCGCUUGGGUGCCUGGAUAAAGAGCAGUUGGGGUCACGUGCAGCGGGAGGGCAACCAGCUCAGUCUGACUUACAUCGCUCCUCAGUUGGGUUAUUGGGUGGCCGCCAUGUCCCCACUACACUCAGGUCCAGUGUUGAAGGACAUCAGCACAUACCACACCGUGUUCCUGUUGGCUAUACUGGGAGGCAUGGCUCUCAUCCUGCUCUGCCUGCUCUGCCUCCUGAUGUACUACUGCAGGCGCCGUUGUUUGAAGCCUCGAGGGUCUCACCGUAAGCUCACAGUGUCGUCUGGUCUGGACGGCAGUAAGAGGGAUCAAGCCACCUCCAUGUCCCACCUGAACCUCAUCAGCAACGAGGUGCAGCUGGAACUUGUUUCCACAGCGACUGAGCCCGACAUGACCACACCAAUGCUGAAGCCGUCCUCAUAUGAGCACCAAGACAAUCAUCGUCAACACAGCCUAAUCCAUCACAGCAAACACAGCCGCUCCUCGCUCGGCAACAACAGCCACCACGGCUCUUCUCUUGGCAAUCUAACGCCUCGCGGCCGAGACUACCGGCAGUCCGUGGAGACGUUCCAACUAAAGGCUGCCCUUUCAUGCGGAACAGACAGGGGCUACCGUCAAUCAUAUACCUCCGUCUGCUCGUCCAGCAACCCGAUUUCAGAUGCACUGUCGUCAGCCAAUCACGGUCAGGUGUCCGCUAACCAGCUGAGCAGUGUUGGGAUUGUUGAUUUCAUCUCCCCUUCCUCUCCUCCUCACUCCCCCAGUAGAGGGGAGGGAUGUGAGUGCAGAGCUCCUGACUACCUUCUGUCCCGCUCUGUGGACCAUCUGGAGCGUCCCAGUCCCCCGUUGCUCUGCAGGCCGGGCCAGCUGCUCUGCUGCGGCUCUGUGGACCUGCUGAGUGGAGGAGAAGGCUACCCGAGGGUGCGUCCUACGCUGGUGAUCCCAGCACACUACAUGCGCCUGCCUGGGGAGCACCCUCUGUCGGGUCAGGCCCUCCUGCUGCAGACUGACCAGCAGAGUGACUUGGAGACCAUCCAAGCUGAGCUCAAUGCCUCACAUUCCCAGCAGCCCCUGGGGCAAACCCUCAGUGACUGCGCCCCACGUCCUGCCAAGCAGGGUGGCGGAGAACGGCUCGGCCUGUCAGAGUCUCUGUCUAUCCCAGCAGCGCUUGGGGAAACUGGUCUGGUCGAAAUAAACAGCGAGGACACGUUGUGGGCUGAAAAGACUUUAAUGGAGCUCAGAGGAGGGAAGCCUCUGCCUCACCCCCGAGCCUGGUUUGUCUCACUUGAUGGACGCUCCAACGCUCAUAUUCGCCACUCCUACAUCGACCUCCAGCGGGCCGGGUGCCACGGCAACACGCCAGGUGGAGGAGGUCAACAAGGUAAUGCCAGCGGUGGGAGGCGGGGUAACGAUGCCAGCGGUGGGAGGCGGGUUAACGAUGCCAGCGGUGGGAGGCGGGGUAACGAUGCCAGCCUGGACUCCGGUGUGGACCUGAACGAGCCGAGAGUGGGCCGCAGGGGGAGAGACGGAGGGCGGGAGAAAAGAGAGAUUGAGAAAGACAGGUCGAAGGUCACAGCACCAGCCAUGGCCUACACUCAGCUGGUGUAUGUGGAUGAUCUGGAAGGGGGAGGCAGCGAGGAGGAGACGCCAAAAUGCAGUCCAGAGGACAGUGAAAAAGGAUCCAUCCUGUCAGACAAAGCAGAGGGUCAGAGUGUGGAUCAGGGGGAUGUGGAGGGGGAAACAGUAGAGGGGGUAGAAAUACAAGAGGAACCACCCUCACUUUCCUCUUCAUCCCCUGCUUCUCCUCCUCCUCUGCCAACACCAGAGGGAGAGACGUUCAGGACUGAUCAUGUGCUGCUGUCAGUCUCUCCUGAUGACGAUGCAGCACAUGAGGAUGGAGAGGAGGAGAAGAAGAGUCCCUGGCAGAGAAGAGAAGAGCGACCCCUGCUGGCUUUCAACCUGAAAUGAUCCACAGAUGACCGCUUCAAGGAUAGCUUCACAUCUUUUCAAAUACUCGCGUGCCUAUAUGUACAUUGAAAGCAUUUUUGCUUGUUGUAAUUGUUCCUCCUGUACAUACUGGCACUUCACAAAGUGAUUUAAAUUUAAGUUAUGGUGGGACAAAAUCCACAGUCCUGGUUCUGUGUUAUUAUAAUCAGGUAUAAUUCUGAUUCAGCUGAAAAUAAUUGGAGGCUUCAGCAGUCUAAGUUAGUGGGGAUCUCCCAAAAUUACAGUCUUUUGAGAUGGAUAGAGGAUUUCAUUAAUCCUAAUAGGAAAUGACAGUGUUGCAAUAAAAACAAAAUAGGUAAAUAAGGAAGUAAUAAAAACCAAUUGCUAAAAUCUCUAAAAACUGGUGAAUUGCAGCAAUUUGAGUAAACAAUCUAACUCUUCUUCUUGUAGGCACAACUUAACAUAAUACUUAUAUUUGUAGAUUCAGUGUGACUUACACUUCGAGAUAUCCUUAUCUAUGUCAUGAAUAAAGAUCCAUCAUAGGGAAAAACAUUCUCGUUAUUACUCCAGAACUUGCCUGAGAAUCAUCACGCUUAUACGUUUUCGUCAAUAUCAUAUUAAUCCAGUGAUAAUGUUCUGUACAUGCAUGGAUACACUGAUAAUUCACAGAACGAGGUCCCCCAUCUCUUACAUUAAUAUCACUUUAGGAAAUGAUCUGUUUGCUCAUGGUGUAGACAGGAGCAACAAGUACAGCCACCAAAAUUGGUCAACUGUACAUAUGGGCAUGUCAGUUUUUUGUUUUAAAACUUGAAAAAAAUGUGAACCUAUCCUUUAACCAUGACUCCCAUCUCUGCUCAGAUCAUAACGUGAAGGAUACGACCAUGUCAUUUGAAGCCCUUUGUUUUUUUUAAUUGAGCACUGAGAAAAUAUUUCAGCACUGGGAUCCCUUCUAGUCCAGAGCAUGAUGGGACAAUUCAGAUCCUUUAGGUCCCCUUUAUGAAAUGACCACUGUUGUACUUCACUUUGUCAUCCUCACAACACUCUCCCUAAACUCAUCAGGAAUGAUGUACACAUUGCCUGAGGGAGACAAAUGGACGUUGGAGGCAAGAAAUUAGAAUAUUUUAUGCACAACGAAUAUAUGCCUUUUUUUAUGAAUAGCCUUGUAAGCAUAAAGGAACUGUUGCGGAAACAGAUGAUGGGUGGUUCUCACAAGCGAAAGACUACAGGAGCCAUUUCUUUCUCUAGCCAUAUUGGCCUCGGUCCACUGACUGUAAAGAACACGCUGCGCUUCUUUAAAGUGAGAUUAUAUAACCCUCAUUUUUAAGACUGUGGAGCAUAUGUGCAAAUGUAUGGCAGGUGAUUCGACUUUUUUUCACAGUCUGUUAGGAAAAGUCUUUCAGCGUGUUUCUGCACAAGAAUCAACCCCGACAUGAACAUGUGAAUCCUGUACUUUGAAUGGUUUUAAGUAUGUUGCUAGAAUUGAAUCUAGCCCGUCAGAAGGCUGUAUGGGUGUUUACAUGAUCUACAGAGGGGGUGAAGUGUUUGGACUGAAGAAAUUAAACCACUAUCCGCACUGCAACAGAUAAUGUGACACACCACUAUGCUGGUGAGUAAGGAUGAAAUACCACUACCAAACUGUAGUUCCACCCAAAAUAAUUGUGAGGUGUAAUAAUAUGAAGGGUUUUGUAAUUGUUGAACCACUGACUGGCAUAUUUUUGCUCUAAAGGCUAUGCAUCACUUUUAUACGGCUGCUUGAGAUGCCUUUUUUUGUAAUUUUAAUCACUAUGAUUUUAAUUGCCAACAUGAAGUAUUUUACCCGAAAAGAAUAGGCUAUUUUUAUUUCUUCGAAUAUGUUAAGGGAUUUUCUUCUUCACCCGCCUUAUUGUUAAGAAUUACACAAAUACACAUAACUGCAAGUUUUACCUGAAACCAAAAUAUUUUUGCAUGCUGUGUUUCACCUUUUCUUUUCUUUUCACCAGUUCCUCGUGUUCCAAGUGCCUUUGAACAACCUGACUCUACAUCAAAUUUGUGGAACAGAUUACCUUAUUUAUUUCUCACCUUCUUUUGCCUUCAGCUUUUCUCCUCUACCUCAGCCCUCCCUUUCUCUCCCACUUGUGAAAGAAAGCAUGCAGUAAACUUUCCUCAGCACUAGCGUAUUACAAGCUACACUGCAGACAUUUCGGGAAAUGUCUACCAGCUGCUGCAAUCGUAAAAUCCUCUACAGUAAUCAGCAAAGCACCAAUCUGUCUUUAGAGUAAGCAGUUAAGGAUUUACAGAAGUUUUCAGUGAAGCACGGGAUAGAUAAAGCUAUGUGUGAUUGUAUGUGAAGCUAAACUGCAGGUCAUUUCAGUGCAUUUUCUUAUUUUUGUGUUUGUAGUGGGUGAAUGUUUGUCUCGAAUGUGUUUGUGUGCCUGGGUGGUGUUAAUGUUCUUCUGCGAUGCUGCAGGCGGUGUGUUUGCGUUGUCAGACUGUGUGUCCACGUGAGAGCGCUGACAAAUAAUCAACAUACAUCCACUCAAGGUUCAUAUAGUCAUUGCAAUCAUUACAGAGUGUGUAUAGUUCUUUCCUUUCCUCUACCUGGUCAAAAUGAUGUGUGAGUUGGUGUUGUGAAUGGCCUCUUCUCUCUUAGUAUCCCACAGCAACCUCCAGUUCUAGGGUGGAGUUGCAGUAGUACAGCAUCCUGAGUGUGUAACUGGGUUGCUUGCAUUAUAUUUGAAGCCUAUUAUUCUGAAUAAACCGCCAAACUGGAA
Molecule: messenger RNA, 5844 nt
Organism: Cottoperca gobio
Lineage: Eukaryota; Metazoa; Chordata; Actinopteri; Perciformes; Bovichtidae
Gene: fam171a1
Product: family with sequence similarity 171 member A1
Biological process (GO): stress fiber assembly; regulation of cell shape
Cellular component (GO): plasma membrane
Source: RefSeq, a predicted model, not a curated record